AUCUGAAGUUGAGAAAUGAACGAGUCUCUUCAGAAAGUUAUUCGGUUUGAAUCAUUCGCGUAUGAACCAUCACUACCGAGCAAGGAGCGACAUCAAGAGACACAAAGUGACAGCAGGGGACAGCUGAGGACACAGCGAGCAGCAGCAGACGCCAUGAUCGACCUGAGUUUCCUGACGGAGAAGGAGCAGGAGACCAUCCUGGCUGUACUGAAAAGAGAUUCUGAGCUGAAGAAGGUUGAAAAGCAGCGUGUGCAGAAAUUACAGAGGACUGUGAGUGACACGAGCCAGCUGAGGUACAUGACUGGAGAAUGGUUCUACGAAACCAAGCAGCUUCGUCAUCAGGACCGCAUCCAUGGCUCUGAGAUCAUCAGGGCCUCCAUGAGACAUUCACAGAAACCACUGACUAUAUUGGAGCUCUCCCAGAUAACUCCUGAAAAGCCCAGUUUUGUUGGCAGUGAAAAUAAAGAAGUGUUCAUCCCGCCUGUACUCUGUGGUAUCCUUCUAGAGCCUCACAUAAAGCUGAGCAGUGAAACGUAUCAAAACCAGAAGCCAUAUGAAACAUCACAAGAUACUCCCAAAGCAAUUUUACAGUCACCUACAAAGCAAAGAAAAAAUCCAUUCAACAGUGAUGCCAUUGGGAAUCAAACUUUUGAGGAUCAAAUCCAGACACAGCAGGAGGAUGUCUCUGAGCAGUGUCAUUCAGAGUCCCAAAUCCCUGCACUGUCUGGAUUUCUUUCUGCUGGGCAGGAGUCAGAUUCGCUUCCACUAUCAGCCUCUUCUCUCUCCAACUCAAAGCAGAGGAAAACCAGUGCAUCAAUGACUGUUCUUCAGGAUGAGACAGAAAAUGACAGCACUUUUGAUACCAAUCUGGGUGGGAGAAGAAACACAGGCAGCUCCAUAUCCAACUUAAGUCUCUCCUCUGGAAUGGCCUCAACCUCAUCUGUCAGUGGCAGCAUCAGCAACCUUUACCAUGCAGAAACGGGUGACAUCGAUGUCCAGGGAAGCAUCCACUUUGCAGUGAACUACAUCAAGAAGCUGGGAGAGUUUCACAUAUUUGUGGUGCAGUGCAGGGAUCUAGCUGUGGCAGACACUAAAAAGAACUGCUCUGAACCGUAUGUAAAAUGUUACCUUCUUCCUGACAAAACAAAGUUGGGAAAAAGAAAAACCACUGUUAAAAAGAGGACUUUAAACCCCACCUACAAUGAAAUCCUCCAGUUCAAAAUCAUAAUGGAAGUGUUGAAAACUCAGAGUUUGAGCAUCUCCGUGUGGCACCACAACACUUUUGGGCGGAACAGUUUCCUAGGAGAGGUGGACCUGGAUUUGUCAGAAUGGGACUUCAGCAACACACAUAUAAAUGAAUUUACGCUAAACGCCAGGGUCUCCUCACAAAGUCCAGCACCAUCUACCUCUCAGCUCCUGGACAGCAGAGCACAGAUGAGAGUCGCUCUGAGAUUCCUGCCACAGACGUCCCACAGUAAGAGACCAUCAAUGACGGAGACUGGUGAGGUGCACAUUUGGGUGAAAGACUGCAAGAAUCUUCCUUCAGUCAGAGGAGUUAUUAUAGACCCGUUUGUGAAAUGCACUGUACUUCCUGACACAAGCCAGAGAAGUCGACAGAAGACGCGGGUGGUAAAGAGGACAGCCAACCCAAUGUUCAACCACACCAUGGUGUAUGACGGCUUCCGACCAGAGGACCUCAGAGAGGCCUGUGUGGAGAUCUCAGUGUGGGAUCACGACCGAAUGGACAACCACUACAUUGGAGGUCUGAGGCUCGGGUUAGGGACAGGGAAGAGUUACGGAGUGGAAGUGAUUUGGAUGGAUUCAACAACAAAUGAAGCACAUUUAUGGCAAAGGAUGCUACAGUCUAACUGUGAAUGGGUGGAGGAUGUUUUACCUCUGAGAAUGUUGAUAAUGGCAAAUAACAUGUAAGAUUAAGAGAAAAUAUGUUGGAAAAUUUAUGGGAGCACGCUGCAUGCCCAUUUUCAAUGGAGGCAUAAACUAUGCGCUAUUGACCCUUUCCCUUUAACGUGUUUUGGUUUGCGAACCAUUUGUAAAUCAGUUUGUUUAGAACCCAGGGUCUUCCACUUAAUUGUCUUCAAUGCCUUGUCAUUAAUAGUUUUUCCAUUCUUAUUAUCGAUGUAACAAUAACACUUAACUUACAUUUCAAUAUAAUUUCCAAUACGGGGUAAGCGAUACGUUUUUCUCACGUUUCCCACUAUGCGAUGAAUGCAUAUUUAACUAACUGUGCAAAACAAUGCAGCUCUUAACAUUGCAAAUGAAAAUAUAUUCUAUGUUAAAUAACAAAAAAUAGAUUAAAUGUGAUUUUUAAAACAAAUCCCACAUCAAAAUAAUGAAUGAAUAAUACAAAUAAAUACAAUCUCUUUUGUUCAAAUAAACAACCUAAAGCCUGAUUACCACCGGGCACGUUACAGCCGCGGAACGUUACAGCAGCGUCUCAGCUGCGGCUCUCCGCGAGCAUAUGCCUGGAUUCCACUGGAUGCAUAACGACUCCGACAGGGGUCUGUCCGCAACGGCUGCGUAUCUACGCAGUCCGUCAACACCCACCGGAUCCAUCUGUGUCGGAGCUGUUGCGGACAGCAGAGUCCCGAGGACGCACGAGAUCUCGCUAAUUCACGCCUAAUCAAUUGAUAUAACUGGAAGAUAAUCAACAUCUCCUCGUUAAUGACUGGAGACAAAUCCAGCGACUCCGUCUUAACGAGCGCUAACGAGGUCGGCCGGCUUGUUAACGAGCCGGCCGACCUCGUUAGCGAACCCGAGGUAUUUUAUUUUGAAAAUAUACCGGUGUUUUAUUUUGUGUCUGUGCAAGACUUCCUGUCCCGAACGAUCUGCCCUGUGCUGAAUUUAUGCGUAGUGCUCCGUCGUCCGACAAAAAUAGAAGCUCUGCGCAAGUGUUGCGAGGGCUGUCGGAUGGCCCUGCGUUGUCGGACUCAUUACACAGCGGAUCUGCAGUCGGUGGAAUCUCACACAUUGAUUAUAAUGGGUGCGUAACGGCUCCGACGACGGAUCUGCAGCCGUUAC
Centropristis striata (black sea bass) is the source of this 3039-nucleotide messenger RNA. RefSeq names its product synaptotagmin-like protein 2. Gene Ontology annotation, molecular function: small GTPase binding; neurexin family protein binding. The transcript is spliced from 16 exons. Gene Ontology annotation, cellular component: exocytic vesicle; plasma membrane. Lineage: Eukaryota; Metazoa; Chordata; Actinopteri; Perciformes; Serranidae. Bases 16 to 1929 code for a protein of 637 amino acids. The record is from RefSeq and is a predicted model, not a curated record. Gene Ontology annotation, biological process: intracellular protein transport; exocytosis.